Molecule: messenger RNA, 6432 nt
Organism: Asterias rubens (European starfish)
Lineage: Eukaryota; Metazoa; Echinodermata; Asteroidea; Forcipulatida; Asteriidae
Exons: 49
Coding region: 1-6432 (2143 amino acids)
Biological process (GO): potassium ion transport; transmembrane transport
Cellular component (GO): membrane
Molecular function (GO): protein-containing complex binding; voltage-gated potassium channel activity
Source: RefSeq, a predicted model, not a curated record
AUGAUUGCACUGUUCAAUACUGGAGAGUUUCAGGACGUUGGUGGCAGCAGACCGUCAAAAAAGCCACACAUUCUUCCAUCUUUUAAAACUUUACUUAUAAUUAUUGUCUUUUUCCUCUUGUGUUUUACAGAAACCCGUGAAUCUAAACUAGGCUCCAACACGUCUCUAUUACGAACUGUUAAGUACACUACCGUAGCAGGCCUUAUUAUUCAUACUGCAGCAUGUUUGUGGUACACAUUAGCUUGUGUUGGCCACCACGAAGGCAUUGAUAUUACGUGUCGAAAUGACUCUUGGGCGCUGGCCUUCAAUCUAGGGACUGAUAUAAGAAACAGUAGUGCCGGAGAUUCGUAUGUAAUAGCUCUCUAUUGGUCUGUUGCCACUGCAACGUCAACUGGGUAUGGCGAUAUCAGUGCGGUGAAUAUAUCAGAAAAAUGGGUCUCAAUUGUGGCCAUGUUGAUCGGUGAGGGCGUCUUCUUUGGGAUGAUUCUCGGCGGAAUGGCCUCCAUGUUGACCAACUUUGACGCACAGAGGGCGCGCUACACUCAUCGCUUCAAUGUUAUCAAGCAGAGCUUGAGAGACGAAACGGUUACUGACGAUCUUCAGAGGCAAGUAGUUGGUUACUACGAGUAUCUAUGGUUCCGUAAGAAAGGCGUAACUGACGACAGCUUGAUUAAUGCUAUGCCUCUAACCUUCCAUGCUGAGGUGUCACUCAGUGGCAACAAGUAUAUCCUUGAUAAGGCGCCAAUGUUCAAGGGCAUGAGCGAAGGCUUCAUGCGCAUGCUCUCUUUAGAGAUUAAACCUUCCCUGUAUCUUCCUGGUCAAAUAAUUGCCAUCCGGAACGAGAUCUGCCAUAACAUGUACUUCAUCCAGAGGGGAGAGGUGGAGGUUUUGUCGCCAGAUGAUGACGAAACACCCAUCAUUUCCCUCCGCCAUGGCAAACUCUUCGGAGAGGUCAGUCUGGUUUUCAGUAUGCCGAGAACAAACAGCAUCAGGGCUGCAGCCCACUGUGAUCUCAUGGUACUGGAUAAAGCAGACCUACAGAACGUACUACAUCAUUACCCUGAAGUUGCAAGGAAGCUGCAACGUAUCGCAGAGGAGCGCUGCGACGCUGCAGGUAGACUCGAAGAGAGAGUACGCGCAGGAGAGGGUAUCAUCCCUGCUUCCAAGAGCCUUCGUAGGAUCUCACAUAGUAAGACGAGCACACAGUCGCCAAGGCAUUCCUUGACGAGAGCCAACAUGAUGCAGGGCGACAGAAAUUCCAUGGAAGCCUUCGACAUCGAGGAACUCGUCAGCGUUCAUCACGGCUCGUGCACCGCGCAAAGCCCCAUAAGGAUAGCCACACCGAGGAUCCAUCGACAGAUCGGUCAGUGGUGGGAGGACUUCUGCGAGCUGAUCAGAGAGACUGUGGUCAUGCCCGGGUCUCGUUUUGCCAAGAUGUGGGAACGUGGCGUGCUGCUGAUCAUACUCCUGAUCUCACUCUUGUAUCCGUACUGUGCCAGCUUCAUCGCCAAUGGUAGAAAUGGCGCACCGCCAAGUCCAGAUUUUGAAGGUACAAAUGAUGGUAACACGGGUAACCUGUUGCUCAUGACGCUGAUGUACAUCAUGGAUUUUGUGCUUCUCUUUGACAUCAUCGUUCGCCUGAGGACUGCUGUAUCGACACCCAAUGGCACCUACAAGGACUUCAAGAGCAUCACAGACUACUACGUGAAGACCCCAGGCUUCUUUCUGGAUGUGGCUGCCAUUCUCCCACUGGAUUUGCUCUCUCUACUCGUCAAGGAAGGAAACUUGCGCAACAAUACGCUUUAUUUCCUCUCUCUGAAUAGACUGAUCAAGGCGUGGAGGGUACCCAACUACUUCAAGAACCUGGAGAAAGAUCUUGACGUGAACAUUGCCACCAUCCGGUUCUUCAAGUUCUUCAUCUACAUCGCCUUGCUGUCCCACUGGAGUUCCUGCCUCUGGUACUUGCUGACGUGCGACUCGGGCAAAUGUCAGGCGGACAUGAAGAGACCAAAUGCCGAUUUUGUGUUUAACGUUAAGGGUGCCAGCCCAAAACCACGUUCCACAAACAUAGCUGAUACGACAGCAACAGACGCUUUGGCGACAUCACAGUUUGAGGAGUACGUGACGGCCUUGUACUGGGCAGCAGCGACCAUGACAAGCACAGGCUACGGUGACAUCAGCGCCCAUACAACCAUCGGCCGGGCACUCGCCCUGGCAGCCAUGUUGAUUGGCUUGCUGCUGUACGGAUACUGCCUGUCGUCAAUCGCUGCCACGCUCGCCAACGCCGAUGCUCCAAGAGUAAACUUCCAGGAGAAACUUUUUGCCGUCCAGGAGUUCAUGAAGGACCACAACCUGAAACUCAAUCUUCAACGUCGAGUUGUCAAGUACCUCGGCUUGGUCUUCAGAAGGCACAGGGGAGAAGUGAUACCAGGUGGAGAGCGUCUGAUGCAUGACAUGCCGAUUCAGCUGCAACAAGAGAUAGCUUAUGAAGAUGCUCAAGAAACUCUUGGACAGGUUCCGCUGUUCAAGGAUUGUGAUGCUGCCUUCCUCAGGAUGCUUGCCUUGAAGACCCACGGAUAUCUCUUCACACCGGGCGACAUGAUCGUCUACGAGGGUGACAUGGGACGAGAGAUGUACUUCAUCAGACGGGGUACCUGUGAGAUUCUCUCCAAGGACAUGACGAGAGUGACCAGCACCAUCGGGCCAGGUCAGUACUUCGGCGAGGUGGGUCUCAUCUUCGGAGAUUACCGCACGGCGACCGUCAGGGCCGCGUCGUACUGCGAGCUCCUGAUGCUCAAACGCUCUGACCUUGACGAGGUGUUGCAUCACUUCCCGCUAAUCGCAAAUGGUUUGGAAGCGACGGUUGCCCAUCGUGAGAAGGAUCGUAAAGCCAAGCAGCUGGAGUUGGAAGGGCAAUUCAAGGAAGCUGCUAAGGAUGAGGAACAUCUGAAGGAGUUGCGCAAGGCGUCAAGACGCCAGCGCCAGCUGGAUGACAUCAGAGACACGGAUGAUCUCCAGGCUGAUAACUCAGUGGAGGCAACAUCUCACCAACCAACAGACGCUUCCGUCAUCGUCUUUGACCGGCACUCUGAAGACUACCAAGAGCCGUUUACUGAGUUGAGCUUCAUCGGUAAAGUCUUCUCCAAGCUCCUCAUGAGGCGUGCUUUCCUGCCUAGCGGGACGUGGUUCAAACGUUGGGAAGCCAUCCGGGUUGCCGUGGCGAUCAUCAUGGCCUUCACAGUCACCCUGCAGGCCUCGUUCUCCCACAUGGACGUUGUAUUAUGGGUCAUUAAUUACUUACUCGAUCUCAUCUGUUAUAUUGACAUGUACUUGAAGUUCCAUACUGCAUUCUACAAUGAGAACAAUGUGUUGGUUACCCAUCCACUCUCUACAGCCAAACACUAUUUCAAAACCAAUUUCUUGAUUGACCUUCUAGCCUGCUUUCCCGCUGAACUCAUCGGGUACGCUGUCCUCAGGAGUUUUGCACCCAAUGACAUCCACAUCUACGCUGUACUCAGAUUGAACCGAUGGCUGCAGAUGUACAGAGUGCCACUUGCGUUCAACUAUCUGGAGUCCAGUGUGGAGAACGAGACAGGAAAUAUCAGGAUGCUGAAGUUCUUCUUCUACCUAGGGCUGUUCUUCCAUAGUAUGGCCUGCCUGUGGUACAUGAACGCCUGUCCACCGCUCUUCAACACCGACCCUACCGGUCUAAAGGAGACCAAUUACCACUACUGCAAGAAUAAUUCCUGGACUAGUGUUGGAGAUUUACAGUUCUAUGAGCGGCCGUUAGCGUCCCAGUACAUCGUCAGCUUGUACUGGGCCUCGGCAACCGGUGCAUCAGUCGGCUACGGUGACAUUCACGCUAAGAACGUACCAGAGAUGGUACUAGCGCUCCUGUCCAUGAUCUUUGGCAUUGUGUUUUUCGGUUACGUCAUUGCUAGCGUGGCUGCUAGCUUGGCCAACGCUGAUUCCCAGAGAGCAAGGUACCAGGAGAAGCUGACUGCCAUACAGGACUAUCUCAAGGACCAGCAGAUAAACCGUGCUUUGGAGCAGAGGGUCGUUACCUACUACAACUACAUGUGGCUGAGGACCAAGGGUGUGGACCCAAACUCUCUCUUCGAUGGUCUACCACUAUCCAUGAAAGCUGAAGUGGCUUUGGAUAUAUACGCUGAUAUGAUCAACAAGGUACCGUUGUUCCAGAACACAGAGGUGGGCUUUCAGAAGAUGCUAGCCAUGUGUAUGACGCCAGUCUACUACCUCAGUAAAGAGUACAUCGUCAGGAAGUUUGACUUCGGAAAAGAAAUGUUCUUCAUUCACCGGGGUACUGUAGAUGUUGUAUCUGAGGACGGUAAUACAGUCUUUGAUACCAUGAACGGCGGAAGGUUCUUUGGGGAGAUCAGUCUGGUCUUCAGUUGCUCCAGGACGGCUUCUAUCAGGGCGCAGACUAACUGCGACAUGUUCAUACUAGCCAAGGAGAAUCUGGACGAGGUACUGACCCACUAUCCUUCCAUUAAGGAACAGAUAAACAGGGUCGCUGAAGAGCGCAUCAAUGCGGUACGCAAACGCAGCAACGCCAAAGUGGGAGUGGGCGGCAACAAAUCCAGUAAUAACAAUAACAACCCAAGCAAUAAUCCCAACGAGACGACCAGUACUUCUAGCAAUAAUAACGAGAUGAACAGCGAUACCAACAAUGACGCCACCACCGCCGAGAACACCGCCAAGAACGCCGCCAAGAGCACCCCGGCAGCCGACCAGAGCGAGGCCAAGAACGAGAACCAGAACAAUGACAAGGAUAAUGACAAGAAGACGGCCACGGCCACUGGCAAUGACAAGGAGAAGAAGAAGAAGUCACAGAACGGCAGGGCACCUGGCGCAGCCUCAUCAUCUGAACCUGAGGACGCCUCCCGUCUAGAGCUCGGCAGCGACUCCAGCGAGGUGCAGACUCGCCAGCCACCCUGCUGCACGCACAACAAGAACUACCUAGAGGCUCUGCUAAAGGCGAACCGCUUUGUGCUGAGCCCGGACAGCAAGACGGUGCGCUGGCUCAACGGCCUGGCGUGCGUUCUGGCGUUUCUUACCAGCUUCACGAUCACAUUUCAGGCUGCAUUUCAAGUGCAGAGUUGGUAUGUUCUGACCUUCAGUUACGUCUGCGAGGCCAUCUUCAUCUUUGAGAUCUACAUUAAGUUUCAUGUGAGCUGCGCCGAUGAGUACGGUGAACUGGAGACGGACUUCAACAAAGUUUACACGUUCUACCUCAAGAAGGUGAGCGGCUUCUUCAUGGACCUCGUAGCGGCGUUACCCCUGGACAUCUUUGCCCUGUGCUUCACCAACGACUCUGAGAACUUGACGAGACGCUUCACGGCACUCACGUUCCUGCGGCUGAUCCAUCUGCUGCGACUUAUGCGCGUGUCGCAGUUCUUUGACUCGUGGGAGAAAGAGCUGAACAUUAAUGUACUCUAUGUUCGUCUGACGAAAUUCUUCGGGCAACUCCUGAUUGUCAUCCACUUUUUCGCUUGCGUCUGGUACUUCAUCGCCUGCCCGUUUGGUAAAUGUUUGCCCAAUGCUUGGACCGAUGCAGAGACUUAUUCUGAGGACCGCUCUGAUUGGGCACUCCGAUAUGGCGACAGUUUCUAUUGGUGCGUCGCUACGUUGACGUCAACUGGCUACGGAGACUUCCACGCUCACAGCCUCGUUGAAAUGAUCGCUGCAAGUCUUGUCAUGGUGAUUGGACAGUUACUCUUUGGUUCUAUUUUGGGUAACAUCGCCUCCACGCUGGCCAACGAAGAAUCCGGAAGAGUCACCUUCGAGCAGAGACUGUCUGCUGUUAAGGUUCAAAUGAAAGACAUGAAGCUGAACGGGAAGCUGAGGAAUCGCGUAGUUGCUUACUUCGACUAUUUGUGGAUGCGAAACAAGGGUAUUGACCAGCAUGGAUUGUUUAAGGAUGCACCUUUCUGUCUCCAGACUGAGAUUGGGCUAGCUGUAAAUGAGAACAACCUCAAGAAGGUUCCACUCUUUGAAGACGCUGAGGCAAGUUUCUUCCGUUCGUUGUCCUUGAUGCUACGCCCCGUUCUCUUCAUGCCCAAUGAUUACAUUGUCCGCCAAGGAGACGUGGGUGAUGAAAUGUACUUCAUUCACCGUGGAAAGGUGGAGUUGAUGGACGAGAACCACCAGUCACAAGUCGACGGUUUCCUGGGAGCCGGUGAGUUCUUCGAUGACAUCAACCUGUUGUACGACGUGCCCAGGCGUACAUCGGUCCGCGCCCGCACCCACGUUGAUCUCCACGCGCUCUCAGUGCGCGACCUGAAGGGAGUGCUGGAGCAGUUCCCGGACGUGGAGACGAACAUCCGGCGCAUCGGUCACGCGCUGUACGGCCAGUACGCGGCCAGCGUUAACGCUCAGGACCACUUCCCACCUAAGCAGACCGUAGUUUAA